AAUUUUUUGACGAUAAAUUUAUAACUACGUAGAACAAAAAGAACGUACCCUAAAACUGGAAGCGGAGACGAACGUAGUUCCUGAUCGCAUCCGCCGUCGCCCCCUCCCCCUCCCCAGUGGCCGUCGCUCACCUUCGAUCUCUUUUUAUUUGAUGGGCAGCGUGCCGGAAAUAUCUAGAGAACCUUGCCCGGACCGUAUCAUUGAUGACAUAGGUGCAUCUUUUGGGAUCGGUGCGGUUGGUGGCGGAGCUUUCCAUUUGUUGAGAGGAAUGUAUAACUCGCCUAAAGGGGAGCGUUUGAUUGGGGGUUGCGAAGCAGUCCGCAUGAGUGCUCCUCGUGUUGGUGGUAGUUUUGCAGUGUGGGGUGCGCUCUUCUCCACCUUCGACUGCACGGCCGUGUACUUGAGGCAGAAAGAGGACCCUUGGAACGCCAUCAUAGCCGGCGCUGCCACUGGAGGCUUUCUGCAGAUGCGUCGGGGAUUGGCUGCUGCUUCUCGCUCAGCACUCUUUGCUGCUGCUUUGCUUGCUUUGAUCGAGGGAGCUGGGAUAAUGUUUAACAAAGUUCUCACUCCUCCCAUGGAAGACCCUCUUCAGAUGAACCCACACUCUUCAUCUUCUUCAUGGUUUGGCGGAAACGAAGAGCUUUGAUUUCAUGCUA
Salvia miltiorrhiza (redroot sage) is the source of this 656-nucleotide messenger RNA. RefSeq names its product mitochondrial import inner membrane translocase subunit TIM17-2-like. Bases 152 to 646 code for a protein of 164 amino acids. Lineage: Eukaryota; Viridiplantae; Streptophyta; Magnoliopsida; Lamiales; Lamiaceae. The record is from RefSeq and is a predicted model, not a curated record. Gene Ontology annotation, molecular function: transmembrane protein transporter activity. The transcript has 2 exons. Gene Ontology annotation, cellular component: TIM23 mitochondrial import inner membrane translocase complex; mitochondrial inner membrane. Gene Ontology annotation, biological process: protein import into mitochondrial matrix.